AUGAACCUCUUAGCCCGCGAAAUGGCGGUCAUCCAAAAAGCCCACAGCCUAAACCUCAACAUUGCACUCAACAUCCCCAACCUCGAAGGCUGCGAUUUCAACCAGCUAGUCAACGAGAUCGGCUACAUGCGCUUCUUCCAAAAGAUGCAAGCCCUAAGCCACAAUCUCGUCAACAAAUGUGUCAUGGAAGAGCUUUGGGCGAUCUUGACCAGAGCCAAGGCUUUAGAAAAAUGGGGCGUGAAGUCGAUUAAGGAGAGUAAGCUUGCGGAUAAGAGGUUGGUUAGGAGUAAGAUGUCGGAGAUGGAGAUGGCUUGUAUUGAUUCAUGGGCCGAGGUACGAUGUUCUUGAUGAGAUGGGGCCAGAGGAGGGAGGAAGGCAGAACAGGCUGAUAAUCUCUAGAUCUUUAAGGGUGGAAAGGGUUAUGCUAGGUACCGGGAUAGUAAUCGUCCUCAGAUGGUAAGAAAGCUUGUUCUGUUGACUUCUCCGAUAUUAUUAGUUGCUGAGGCUAACUUAGUCUGGACUUCAGGAAACUCAUCACGUCGAGAUUGAGGCGUGGUGGGACAAAAUCAAGGAUGAUGCUUAUAAGCGAGGUAUCGUAAUCAACAACACUGUAGGUACAUCUCAUCUAAUGGUGACUGUCUUCUGGUUGAUACUGGGCAAUUCUGAUUUCAUUUUUCCAUAGUGGGUCUUCAAUGCGACAUACCAUCUCGACCCCGAUCAGAAUCGAGAUCUGCAGGAGCAUGCACUGUAUUCUAAGGCUGCUAGUCGUGUCUCUGAGGAGGAGAAGGUCACUGAGGCUUUGGAAAAAUUGGGAGUCCGGGCUUAA
Molecule: messenger RNA, 826 nt
Organism: Hymenoscyphus albidus
Lineage: Eukaryota; Fungi; Ascomycota; Leotiomycetes; Helotiales; Helotiaceae
Source: the annotation of a GenBank genome assembly